Oryza brachyantha (malo sina) is the source of this 441-nucleotide messenger RNA. Its product is annotated as heat shock 70 kDa protein BIP5-like. NCBI's taxonomy places the organism in Eukaryota, Viridiplantae, Streptophyta, Magnoliopsida, Poales, Poaceae. Gene Ontology annotation, biological process: cellular response to unfolded protein; protein refolding; endoplasmic reticulum unfolded protein response. The coding region runs from base 1 to 441 and encodes 146 amino acids. The transcript is spliced from 2 exons. The record is from RefSeq and is a predicted model, not a curated record. Gene Ontology annotation, cellular component: nucleus; cytoplasm; endoplasmic reticulum chaperone complex. Gene Ontology annotation, molecular function: ATP hydrolysis activity; ATP binding; misfolded protein binding.
AUGAAGCUGUUGCCAUUCGCCGUCGUUGACAAGGGUGGGAUGCCGCAUGUUCGUGUUGAUGUGAAGGACGGCGCCGUGCAGCUGUUCAGCCCCGAGGAGAUCAGCGCCAUGCGGCAGGCCACCAAGGAUGCCGCCACCAUCACUAGCCUCACCGUGGAUUUCAUCCUCAACAAGCCCACCGCGGCCGCACUCCCGUAUGGCAUUAGUGAUGGCAUGUUCAACGUCAGUAUCCGGGCCAUCGAUGACAGUUUGUUCGAGGUCGCCGCCAUGAACGGCGACACACACCUCAGUGGCGAGGACUUCGACCAACGCGUCAUGGAAUACUUCAUCAAGCUCAUCCAGCGCAACGACGACCGGGACAUUACCGAUGACGCACAUGCGCAGGGCAAGCUCCGCCGCGAGGGCGAGAGCGCCAAGCGCGUACUCAGCAGCCAGCACUAG